Molecule: messenger RNA, 2423 nt
Organism: Papaver somniferum (opium poppy)
Lineage: Eukaryota; Viridiplantae; Streptophyta; Magnoliopsida; Ranunculales; Papaveraceae
Exons: 5
Coding region: 502-1647 (381 amino acids)
Source: RefSeq, a predicted model, not a curated record
UAAAAAAUUGAUCAAAGAGGAGAAGAAGAGGAGUACUGCAACGGUGAAAAAUAUGCCUCACCCCCUUUUGAAUUCUUUCAUUGCAUUCAUUACCAGAAGUAAAAGAUCAUGUCAACUAAAAAUUGAUCAAGGAGAAGAAGAGCAGCAGAAUGAGAUGGAAAGAGGAGGAGGAGCAAGUAGUACAAAUUAUCAUCUUCCUGAAGAAUUGGUGAUUGAAAGUAUUUUGACGAGAUUACCAGUUCGGACUCUAGCAGUUUGUUGUUGCGUCUGUAAGUUAUGGUAUAAUUCUACCCUUCAUGAUUCAAGAUUUUCUGUGAUUCACUAUAAUCAAAACAAAAAUAAAGAAUUUCUAGUCUUGAAUCUACUAAAUGUAUCUUGAGGUGGGGAUUUACUUACUUUUUCAGUUUAUUAGGACGAGAAACUGUGGAAAUUAGUAUACUGUCAGCUGUAUGUGUUAAAGAUACAUAUGAACUAGUAGGUUCUUGCAAUGGUUUAACUUGUAUGAAACUAGUCACUGAACCUGAUGAUACUCGUGGUUUGAUACUUGUCCUUAACCCGAACAGGGGUGAAUCGCUUGUCCUCUCUUAUCUACUUCCUACUGGGGGGUAUAUCUGCAUGUGUCAUGGUUUUGGUUUUGAUUUAGUAUCACAAGUGUACAAGGUUGUUAUUGUUUUUACUUCAAAAGCCAACAGGAAGUAUCUUUGCAUGGUCAUUACAUUGGGAACUAUAAAAUGGAGAACCCUAGUUACUAGUUAUUUUGAUAUCUCACCACCACCAGGUUUUUCCCCUUUUCAUAGUCGAAUGAUCACUAGAACUUCAAGUACGUUGUGUAGACAAUCCACCCUUUGCGGGGGUGAUCUUUUUUGGAGGACGAAGAAUAAAGUUAGUGAUAGUAAUUACAGUGAAAUGUUGCUCUCGUUCGACCUCCACAACAAGAAGAUUCAUUUCAUUCGACUCCCGGCUGAUUGUACACCGAUAACACCGACAGAUGAGCGUCAGUAUUUAGCAGAUGAUCAUCUUCUGGAGUUUAAAGGAUACCCUUGUGUUGCACGUUCUGAGAGGGUAACAAGAUCCAACAAUGAUCAUUGCGGCCAUCGUUGUAAUUAUCAGAGCGGUAUUUGUUGUUGUUGUUACAAGGUUCAUAUCUAUAUAUUGACGGACAAGGACAAGCAAGUAUGGACCAGGGAGGAAACUUUCGAUGUUCAGAUUAUGGAUCAAGAAAGUUCACUACCAACUCCCCUCUGUUGCUACUUCGACACUUCUGCUGCUACGCCUCCUACACGUAUAUUGACUUCCUCCGAUCAGGUAUUAUUGUAUUGGUUUAAUGGGGAACGUCUUAUACUCUACAAUUUGCAAGAGAAACAUCUCAAGGUGGUAGAAUGCUCCCUCUCCUAUUCUAGUGUUUUUCAAACUAAAAUGAACGAAGACCUAGAGCGUCGUAUUGGUGAUGGCGAUAAUAUUUUUUGCCCCUCCAUGGAUUAUCAGCUGCGCUCUCAAGUGGAGAACAUCGUUUCUCUGAAAACCCUCAUUCCUAAAGAAGCUAAAAUUAGUGAAUCUGAUUGUGCUGAUGUGAUACACCCUUUAGAUAACAGCCUAGCGACAGGAUGGCUGACUACAGGAAGAACAGGACCAGUAAGGUACAGGUAAUUUUAGGAGUUAACUCUAUAAUUCUGAGCAAGAGCUUAUAGCUUUACCAAUUUUGUCUGCACGUGCAUGAAGUGAUUGACUAGGGCAUGCCUUUUGCAGUUCCAGAAUAUCAAAGAUGCUUGGAGUCAUUACAGCAGUAUCGAUCAGGGUUUAAAUUCGUGUGGAGCUAUUAAUAGUCGAUUUACAUUUUGGUUCCCAAAUGUUAGAUCAAAAUUGCAGAAACCAAAGCUUGCAAAUUGGGAACUGAAUUGGCGGGCAAGAUUAAAUGUUGAUAAAGUGAUAAUAUAAGGUGAUGCUGCAAAUGUUACAAAAGCAAUUUUGGGCGACAACAGAAAAAUCUCAUGAAGCAUAAAAUCUUUGGUGUUAACAAUCAGAGACGCGGCGUUGGAUGUUGUUCAAGACCUUGCGUGGACUACUGGUGCUAUGUGUUCCUAAUUCUGAAAAGACUAGAUUGUCUUCCAGACUUAGCUGUAUGAUUGUGGAUGGUGAGUGGUCUUUUUCUGAUGAUAUGCUGAGAAUUUGGACUCGUAUUGGUGUGGAUGUGAAGAAGAUUAUAAAGCCUGCUGGAGGUGAGCAUAUGCAAGUUUUGAUGUCAGAGAAGUUGGGCAAGUUUACUGUCAAAUCUGCAGCGGAACUAAUUAGAACCACGCCAUGCUGCUUGUUUUGAACGUUCGUCCUCAACAUCCUUUUUCACUCUGAUUCUUCUCGCUGCUGUAUUUGUUUGAACUUGUUGUACAAUUUAUAUUUGUAUAGGCAGCAUAUAAGUUGCAACAAAA